UCAGUUUGACAGCAUACCCUGCUUGUCGAGCCUGUGUUUAUAUUUUUUAGAAGAAUAAAUUUAAUAUUUCCUUGCAUGAAUAAUAAUUUACGUUGAUUCUGGACAAAUUAUUGACAUUGUGUAUAUUCUGUUGACUUAUUGUUGAAGAUAUUUUGAUGGUUUCAAUCUUAAUAGGCAAGAAAUAGUUGAUUGAAGAUGUCGGGGGAUGCGGCGGCGGGUGCGUCGCAAGUGGUGCUGGUGACGGGCGGCUACGACCACACCAUCAAGCUAUGGCAGGCCCACAGUGGCGUUUGCUUGCGGACCAUGCAACAUCCGGACUCGCAAAUAAAUGGCCUAGAAAUAAGACCUGAUGGGCAGAUGGUGGCCGCAUGUGGGUACCAACACAUACGCAUGUAUGACCUCGCUAGCACCAACCCAGACCCUGUCAUGAACUACGAGGGUGUUAGCAAGAAUGUUUCUAGAGUUGGAUUCUCAGAAGAUGGUAAAUGGAUGUAUACAGGUGGUGAAGAUUGCACAGCUAAAAUUUGGGACAUAAGAGUGGGCCGGCAGUUCCAAUGCCAGCGGAUCUUCCAAGUGCCAGCACCGGUGAACGCCGUGAUCAUGCACCCGGACCAGACGCAGAUCAUGGUCGGCGACCAGAGCGGCAUCAUACACGUGUGGGACCUGCGCACCGACCAGAAUGAACAAUUGAUACCGGAAGCAGAAGCGUCCAUCCAAGACAUCGCGAUCGACCCGGAAGGGCGCAUGAUGGCCGCCGUGAACAACAAGGGCAGCUGCUACGUGUGGGCGCUGGGCGGCGCGCCGCCGCGGCCCGUGCCGCGCAAGCACCUCGUCGCGCACAACAAGUACGCGCUGCGCUGCCGCUUCAGCCCCGACUCCACGAUGCUAGUGACGACCAGCGGGGAUUGCACAGCGCGCGUGUGGCGUACUAGUGAUUGGGGCCUACAACGAGAACUGCGCCACGACUCCCAACGCUGGGUGUGGGACUGCGCCUUCAGUAACGACGAGCGAUACUUGUUCACUGGUUCUUCGGACAGCUACGCGCGUCUAUGGGACUUGGAGAAAGGCACGCUGGAGCGCGAGUACUGCGGACACCAGAAACCCAUCACCGCGCUCGCCUUCCGCGACCAGGCCGUCUAGAUAUAACCCAUUAUAUUCAGAAAAGUCAGAGAUCAGAAAUAUUUUAAAUAGAAGAGCAAACUAAAUGCUGCCUCAAGGAAGAUCAGAUAUAUUUUCCAGAGAAGAGUUAACAGCUCACAAUAAAUCUUUCGUUUUAAAAAAGUUUUCUUGAGAGAGCAGCUAACUAAAUAUAAAGAUCAAAAAUGUGUUAAGAUAAGAGUCAAUUAAAUGUAAACUCCUAAAUAUUCAGGUAAGAGCAGAACAUUUUAGAAUCGACAGCCUACAAGUCAUCAGUUAUAAGAAAGUCUCACAGAAUAUGGUUCGACUGGUCUAAACUUGCUAAGUGUUGAAUGCAGGCAAUUCUUAAUUUAGAAAGCGCUCUGUGGCAAGUAGGGUAUUUUCAAACUUUUAAAUGUAACAGAUUGCACUCAACUGAGGCCGUUCGCGAAGGGAUGCAUUUGUUUAAUAUGGCGCCCGUUUUUCAUGUCUACUAGUCACAACCUAAUGGAGUUAAAAAAAUAGCUACUUUAAUUGUCCCAAAAAAAAUUUUUUGUACAGCAUGUAAACUGGGGUACUGGGAAGUAAUGAAACAGUUCUACUAAUGAGUUAAAUUAAUCAAUCCGUCGAUUAUACAUACAAAGUUCAACGUAAUCAAAGAAAUUGGAAUUUAAUUUACAGUAAGAAAUUAAAUGAUUCUAAAUGUUUACGAAAUUUAUAAAAUCUUAUUAUACUAAAAUAGAAUAUGAAACAAUGGAUGUAUUUUGAUUAUUUAAUUACGAUAUUUAUCAUAUUUUUCAAUUGAUUUAAAAGUCUUGUAUAUUUGAGUACCAAUAUGUGUUAUGAUUUCUCUAUUUAUGAAGUGUAGCGAAGCAAGCUAUCCACUGCCGAUUAUGAUAAAUGAUAACAAAUGCGUUGUACAGACAAUGUACAAUAAUUACCUAUUUAGAUUACUGUGCCAUGCACUGACAUUGUACAUAUUUACAAUAAGAUUGAAUUGUUAAGUUUUUUGUAAGUUCCUACAUAAUAAAUGUAAUUAUCAAGCCACAUCUUUUAUUUCAUACAAUUACUAGGAAUUAUUUAACUUGGUGCAGAAAUUAAUUAAUUUCUUGGAAUUUUAUGUACAGAUAAAUAAUUGAACAAAUAUAUUUCAAUACAUUUAUUUUAAAUCAAGAUAUAAUACAACUCACAGUCCACAUUAUAUAAAACUGCUCAAACGAUAUAUAUUGUACCUAUAACCUCCAGCAUAUCACAAAUAUGUAUUCUUAAUCAGACGGCACGAA
Molecule: messenger RNA, 2399 nt
Organism: Leguminivora glycinivorella
Lineage: Eukaryota; Metazoa; Arthropoda; Insecta; Lepidoptera; Tortricidae
Gene: Lst8
Product: target of rapamycin complex subunit lst8
Exons: 7
Coding region: 196-1140 (314 amino acids)
Biological process (GO): TOR signaling; regulation of actin cytoskeleton organization
Cellular component (GO): TORC1 complex; TORC2 complex
Molecular function (GO): protein binding
Source: RefSeq, a predicted model, not a curated record